This is a messenger RNA of Homalodisca vitripennis (glassy-winged sharpshooter), 718 nucleotides long. RefSeq names its product sterol 3-beta-glucosyltransferase-like. NCBI's taxonomy places the organism in Eukaryota, Metazoa, Arthropoda, Insecta, Hemiptera, Cicadellidae. The record is from RefSeq and is a predicted model, not a curated record. The transcript has a single exon. The coding region runs from base 217 to 486 and encodes 89 amino acids.
AUUCCGGCCUCCGAACCCCGUCCUCCGAGUGAGCGCCCUUUUGAUGUAGACUCCGAGUCGCGCGUGGUCAUGGAUGUCGUUCGAGUUCGGUCAAGUCGGCGGAGCGUGUUUAGUUACGAAUCGAGCUGUCCGGUGAGCAGCAUCACGUAGCAGAUGGGGUCGUAGAUAUCGAGUGACUGAUCGAUAAUCGAUAGUGUACCUAGCCGAGUGAUCGAUAUGGCUUUACAAUACUCCUACCCGCAGUACCCCAGGCGUCACGGCACAAACAGUGACCCCGUCCACGGGUCCGACUCGGAUGUCGCGGCGCUCUCGGAUCUCGAAGAUGACGAGGAUGAUGAUGAGGAUGACGACGGAGAGGAGGAAGAGGAGGAGGAACUUCCGUAUCCGGGAUUUGUCGCCAUCUCCAUGAAAUAUCUCGACCAGACUUCGAGACCUCGCAACUGGUGUCUCGCCAUGAUCACUAAUCCAUAUCCUUUUCAUACAUAAUACUAUUCUAGAGAAAAUAAAAUAAAAAUUAAUCCUAAAAUCUAAUGAAAUGCAAAUUCUUUAUGUAGAUAGUAACAUUUUUCUAUAAUUUUGGUCCUGUUGAAGGUUUCAAGUAAUAUUUAAAAUAGCUUUGAAAGAACGAAAUUUAUUUCUUGAUUUUAUUCAAUUUCAAAUCAUGGGAAAUAAUUAUAAUAAAGUAAAUUCACGUAACUGAGUUGUUAAAUAAUUAGCA